UGUCAACUCGAGCCGCUAUCGGCGCUAUUUAUCGAUGCGCUCGUUGACAGCAGCCAGCUAAUCGGAAUUGGAUGAAUUAUUGCACCGAUUUUGUCUACUUUGUGUCGAAAACUAUACAAUGCUUCAUUGAUUUUAGACCGGUGCUGUUAUUUAUCCCGUUUCUUUGAAAUAUCACAGUAAUUUCGGUUGCAAUAUGUUGAGCAGUUUAUAAUGAAUAUGAUGAUGAACUGAUUGAUUCUGGACUCGCAGUAUUGUGAUAGUGUUUGCGGUUUGCAAGAAAUGUACAUUUACCGUCACUGACAGCUACAGUAUUACCACAAGGAUGAAGCUGAGAAAGAGUAACGUGCGACUGUUGGCACUGUCGGCUUUCUAUGCGCUGUAUCUUGUUAUUGGAGCAUCUAUAUUUUCAGCCAUUGAAGGUCCAAAAGAACGAGAUUUAGUGAAAGAACUUCUUGAUUUGAGGAUACAGUUUUUGAAUAAGAACAAAUGUGUGACAGACAAGCAGUUAGAGGACCUGAUAGAAGCCAUAGUCAGGGCUACAAACAAAGGAGUGUCCGCCACCAAAAAUGUGACCAUGUCCGAACCUAACUGGACAUUUGGACAGGCCAUUUUCUUUUCUGGUACCGUCCUCACAACCAUUGGCUAUGGGAGAGUGGCCCCACUGUCGGAUGCAGGGAAGGGGUUUUGUAUUCUGUAUGCCCUGAUUGGAAUACCCUUAACGCUCAUCAUAUUCUCUGCGGUGGUGGAACGCCUGAUGAUCCCCACAAAAAUAUUCCUCUACUUCCUGUUUAGGAAGUUAGGUCAUCUAUACAAGGUAUUUCAUAUCCAAGUCCUUCAUCUUGUCAUCAUGAUCUCUUUGGUGCUUGUGUUUUUCUUCAUCGUUCCCGCUGGUAUCUACGCAGCCCUGGAGCCCACAUGGAACUUCCUCGACGCUUUCUACUACUGUUUCAUCUCCAUGACAACAAUUGGACUAGGAGAUUAUAUUCCGGGAGAUAAUCCUGACCAACACCUCAGAGCCUUAUAUAAGGUUGGAACGACAGUGUACCUGUUCCUGGGCCUACUGGUGAUGAUGCUAGUACUGGCCGUGCUGUACGACAUUCCAGAACUAAACCUUGGCUUCCACUUCUACUUGCGGAGUGAUGGGCAGGAUGAGGAGCGUACCACACUGCGUAGCUCGAUGGACGGAGCAGGCGGCCCCAAGUACUCCAAACAGGUGGACGACGACCAGCAUCCUCAACCAGUCAUCCCUCCCAGACCACCCAUCAUGAAGGAGGACUCUACCACCCAACAAACCCAGUAGAAUAAACAUUUAGUUGUGGUGGCAUACAUUGUCUUAACACAGUGUUCAGUACUGACUAUACAGUGGUUAGAUAUUGUCUGAACAUCAUAUUCAGUGUAAGGUACCAUACAUUGUCUGGACACAAUGUUCAGUACUUACUAUACAGUGGUCAAAUAUUGUCUGAACAUCAUAUUCAGUGUUAGGUACCAUACAGUGUCUGGACACAAUGUUCAGUACUUACUAUACAGUGGUUAGAUAUUGUCUGAACUCAUAUUCAGUGUAAGGUACCAUACAUUGUCUGGACACAAUGUUCAGUAAUUACUAUACAGUGGUUAGAUAUUUAUUGUCUGAACAUCAUAUUCAGUGUUAGGUACAGUGUAUGGUCACAGUAUUUGAUACUCCUUAUAUUAUCAUGGCUAUACAUUGUCUGAACACAGUAUUCAAUGUAUGAUAGCAAUACAUUGUAUGAACCCUAUGCUCAGUGUUGGCCAUACCGUAUUUUCCCUGUAAUAUACUCUAACAGAAAGACUUGUUAAGGAAAAAUGACAAAAUAUUCAUCUCUUGAUCAGUUCCAAAUUUGAUGCCGGACAUGAUCAUUUAUAGAUAUGACCCUCAUCUGUAGAAUGUUUUAAACAAGGAGUGGGCUUGAUACUGAACAUACCGUAUUCAACCUAAUAAGUUUAUCCGCGGCUAUAAGCGCACCCCCACCUUUUGUCUUGGAAAAAUGAUGGAUUACUAGGCAAUUUUAUUUGAUUCGUCCUUUGAAAGAUUGCGCAAACGUUUGGUAGCCCAGUUUGAACACCUACAAACACGAUAGCUGGUUUGAGCAUGAAUUUAUUACCAGUAAGCGCAUCUCUUUUGUGUUUUUGUAAGAGCACAGUGCAUUUGUUGGGUGGAAUAUGGUAUACAAAAUCUGAUUAGCAAGGGAUGGGCUUAACUUGUUUUGUAUAGAUAUAUGUUUAAAAUCUGUUGUAAAAAGGUGACUUUAAAAUCGAACAUAUAUAUAAUCUCUUCAGUAUUAAGUGGGCAUAAUAACGAACAUUUCACAGGUAAAAUAUGGUAUCUUGAUUUAUUUGGACAUUCAGGCAUACAGACAUUAAAGUUUGUGCGAUUGUUAAGGGCCUAAGACCAAGAGUUGAUUCAGUUUCCAAAUUUCAAUUUAAAAUGAAAAUGCUUGUUUAAAGUAUGUUAUAAUUUUGAACCAUUGGAGGGAACAAAAGAAGAAAACUACAAAGCUAAUGGCUAUAAUUCUAUUAAUACUUACCAUAAUUUACUCCCUUUUCAUGACAGAAAUGUAUGAAGGUUGUGACAAUACAUUUAACAUUACCACAGGUUCUUUGUUAUCAUUAUGAUAAAAAAAAAUAACAUGUGGUAUUUGAUAAUCAUAUGGGGGACAAAAAGUUGACAUUUAUCUUCUUAAAGUAUGUACUGUUAUUAUAGUAUACUGGCACUUCCAUUUAACUGACCAGCUGGUAUGCAUUAGUCCAAUGACUUAUAACAUGUGACAAUCUAAAUAUGUGUCAGAUUGUACAGAUUUGUUUUCCAUAAUGUUCAAAAUUGGCAAUUUAAGAAAUUAAAUUACUGGUAAAAAAUUAAGAAAUUGCACGAGAUCAAACCCAGACUGGGAGUAUAGAUUAUACUUAUACAGAACCUUCUGCUUCAGUUUAUGUGUAUGAAAUGAAACAUCUUAAAAGAUUUGCUGUUUUUUAUUUUACGUUGUCAAUACUUGCAUGUAUAAUCUGUGUCUGUUUUAUGUAAAUUUGUUUUGUUGUAUGUAUUGGAUAUCUUAUAUUUAUGUGAAAAUUUUAAAUGAUGCAUGUAUUUUAGAGGAGAACAAAUCUCUUUUUGGAAAAGUUCUGUUCCAAGUCUGGAAAAGGAAAUCUGUUAAAUGCAACAAAUAAAUUCAUGUAGAUUUACACUGAAGUCUGUCUAAUCUGACCCUCGAUAAAUACACACACAUAUUCUGACAUCCUCUGUUAUCCAACAAAAUUAAAUGUGGAUGUUGUAAUCCAAUUUCUUAUUAAAACUACCAAAUAAGGCCCAUGUUAUUUGUAUAAUGUGAUCAGUGUGUUGUGUUCAACUGGGUGUCAGAUUAGACAGGUUAAUCUGACCAAUAGGUUGUGCCCCACAGGCUGUCAUAUUAGACAGGUUUCACUUCUUAUGUUUACAAUGUUUUAUCCUGAAAGGAAAUUUCAAUAUCUGAAUCGCCCACAUUUCAGACUAUUUUAGCAUUCACAAGUCAUGAACACUGCAUUGAUAGGUGUAUAUAAUGGUAAACUUUUACUUCAACAUUUCCAUCCAAAGUUUGAAACAUUCCAGGUGUAUUCUGUGUAUGUAACCGUUAAAGACUGACCCCUGAAUGUAGUGAUGUCUGCUAUGUCUAAGAUGAUAGUAGGCACCAGACUGUUUUCUGUUGCAUCCAAUAUCAACCCAUGUUUCAGCCCCUUAAACAUUGUGUUGGUAAAAUGGGUCCAGCCAUGUUUUGGAAACUUUAAUCCUGGCAGUUCAAUGUUAUCCAGUUACUUGUUUGUUGUUAUUUCAGAGGACCAAUCCAUCUAAUUUAUGAAGGUUAAACUUGUAUCGUGAGACUAAAUCUUAAGCAAUAUAUCUGUAUGUGAGUGUGCAUAUAGCUGCUUCAGACCAGUUAUUUAACAAAAUCUCAAUGCAAAUUCUCAAAAUUUUGAUGUUUAAGAAAUACUAGACUCACAUAUUUUAAUGUCUAGUUUGUAGACAUACAUCUGCAAAGUGGUUUAAUGCACAAAAGUGUACACAGUUUUUUUUGUGUAAUUUUUAAACCCCAAAUGUAAUAAUAAUAAUAAUGAUAAUAUCCACCA
This is a messenger RNA of Mizuhopecten yessoensis (Yesso scallop), 4113 nucleotides long. Its product is annotated as potassium channel subfamily K member 1-like. Lineage: Eukaryota; Metazoa; Mollusca; Bivalvia; Pectinida; Pectinidae. The transcript is spliced from 4 exons. Gene Ontology annotation, cellular component: membrane. Gene Ontology annotation, molecular function: potassium ion leak channel activity. The record is from RefSeq and is a predicted model, not a curated record. Bases 323 to 1300 code for a protein of 325 amino acids. Gene Ontology annotation, biological process: stabilization of membrane potential; potassium ion transmembrane transport.